AUUCAACUAUUAUCUUCCAUAGUAUUAAGUCGUAACAAUGUAAUACAAUUUCUUACGAUUUCUAAUCCAGUCGAGUUUUAAUUAAACGGUUCGGAUUUCUAUAAAAGUUAAGUAAGAAAGACGGUUGAUUAAGUGUGAUAAUUGUGAGUGAAUUUCAUAAACCUGAUUCAAGCUUUUAGCCAGGGAUAUUGAUAUUUGUAUCUUCUAUAUUUUCCUAUUGCGAUUGUAAUUGGAUUCCUGGACUUACGAUUGGAUUUCGUGUGAUUUCUACUUGGAUAAUAGGAUUUAACUUGGAUUUAACAUUUUGCUUUCUGAUAAAAGUACUAGGAUUUUGAUCAGACUUCAAUCCUCUUCAGAAAAAGCAAAUUCCCUUAUUUAUUGAGACUUUUGAUUAGUGAUUCAAGAACAUUGUGAUUGGAUACCUGGAUUCUUCUCACUGCUUCUGUUUUAGAUAGAACAAGGAUUAGAAAACAUAAAUUUUGAAUUCAAAUAUGGAACCUGAAGAGCCCAUAGCCUCAGAGCUCAUAUACUUUGAUGAAACUCCGAUGGAAAUGUCCACUUCUGAAAUAGUUCCGGUCGCAUCGCCCAUGGAGGAACUAAGUCCCAUAAAUUCCGAGCUAAUCUCUGAACCAAUUAGCCUAAUCCCCGAGAGGAUUGGCUCCAACGAGGAGAUAAACAUCGAUGAGACCGAUUUGGAGACUACAGAACGUACUCCUUCAAUGAUAGCCAGAGGUCCUUCGAAGCUGGCAACCCGUAUGAUUUCCAAGGAGUCCUUGAACCAUGUUCGCCGUAUGAUUGCCUCGAGGGGCAAGAAGUCAGUCUCCUAUGAUCUGUGCAGGCUGCUGGAUGAAUCAACGGGCCAAGGACUCCCCGCAGCGAAGGUCGUGAAGCCGCAAAACCGAAUGAGGAAAUUUUUGGAAGUCCGGCCGACCAAGACCUCAAGGAUGAGAUCAAAAAAACCAGUAGAAGAUAAGAACCAGAAUACCAUCUCUACUUCGGAUAAGAAACCGAUUAAGGCUACAGAAGUGAAACCAAGAAAGGUUUCCAGGAUAAUGCCUUUGGAAGUCAAGCCGACAAGGACCUCAAAGCUGAGAGCAAAACCUUCAGAGAUAAAGGUAGAAGAGCCAUCGAAAGUGAAGCAAACUAAGGAAGUAAGGAAGUCGCCACCGAAGGAAGUCAAGCCAACCAAGACAUCGAAGAUGCGAUCCACAAAGCCAUCGGAUAAGCCGGAAAGGCCGGAGAAGCCUCUCAAAAUCAAGCCACCGAAGUUGGAAGUCUUAGAAAUGGAGGAGACACAGUCUUCCGAAAAAGAAGAGAAGCCUGAGUUGCCGAAUCCCCAGAUAUCUGAGACUGAUGCUGAGCCUGAAGCUGAGGCUGCCACGGAUGCUGAUAGAAUGGAACAGGAAGAAGCUCCUCCGCAGGAGGAAGCAGAAGAACAGAACCUGGAAAAGGCACUUCCUCGCAUCCGUGUCAAGCCCAGUGAAAGGAUCUCCUCGCAAACACUGUGCAGUCUGACUCGCGGCAGCCGUCUGAGUGCCAAUCCCUCGUCCAGUUGUAGGGGUAUCUCUGUCAUCGGCCUAUCCCUCAUAGCCAACGACUUGGGCGAUCUGGCGAGACUGGAGAAGUCUGUAGCCAAGUUGGGCGAAGAAGUCCUAGCGAUGGAGAUGAAGUCAAAGGAUAUCGAGAAGGCUGCUGGGAAGGUGGAGAAAGUGGAGAAAGUGCCGAAGAAAAAGGCCACAAAGCCCAUAGUAGUGCGCCAGACCAAAGCCACCCUGGCCAGGGUAAACAGAUUCAAGGAUCCCCCAGCAGAACCAGCUCCAAAUGAUAAAGCUCCCAUCGCUCCCAAGUCUGGAAAGAAGAACAUGGACAAGCCCAGGAUUACUCUCAUAGAUCGAUUGAACAUGGCGCUCCAGGCCAAGAAGGAUAAGGAGGCUGAAAAGGACCUCCAGACGGCAAGAUCAAAUAGAUCGGACAAGCCAGUGGUUGUGAGGAAGACUGGAAAGUCUAAGCAACAGACCAGACUGGGGAAGAAGGCAUCAGGCUCUCUUCUUCAAAGUAGAUCAAGGACGUUCCCGGUCAUCAUCCGCAGUCAGGUGUCGGAUUUUCGUAGAGGUGGUACCGCUCUAGCCCGGAGUAUAGGUACCCAAGCCGGAUUGAGGGCAUCCCCAUCAGGAACGAGUAGUAUUCAGUCAGCACCGGCUACUCCUCGAGGCAGGAAAGCUUCCAAAAUCAAGACAGGAGACCCUUCCCGCCAACCCGCUACUAAGGGGGGGCUGACAGAUGCAGGUAGGGGAACAUGGAGGAAGACCACAAAAAGGACAAAAAGGAAUGGGAAGAAGUCAACUUUGCAGAAGAAGUCCAAGAGGCAACCCAAAGAGAUGGAACCUUUAAUGAUGGUGAAGAUCUAUGAGGCGCCGAAGCGCCAGAAUAGAUUCGGAUGUACUGUGAUGACCUCGGCGGACUAUGUGCCCAUCCCACGGACUACUCGCCGAAGAGCGUUCUACGACUCGGAUAAGGAAAUCUCAUUAAUAUCCGAUCCAUUUCAGGAGUCGGAUUCCCUGUCUUCCAUGUCCUCUGUAUCUAAAAGUGAAGUUGGAGAUAUUGCCAUCGAUAUGCUGAGGCGACAGGCAUGCCAGUUGCGGAUCUACGAUGACCUGGAUGAUGAUCGGGUCGCCAAUCCGGACGAGGAGCUGGGACACGGUCACCUGUUCGGACCGCUCGGCGGUGUUCCAGGACUACCGGAUAAUGUGCGAGCCAUGGGCCAGGCGCUGGAAGGAGAGAGGGAUGCCUACCAUCAGAAGCUAAUGCUGGUGGACCAGUCGAUUAAUGUGAUGCCGGUCAUCGAGGUCACCAGGCUGGAUACCAUCUUAUGCGAGCUGGAGGAGGAGCGCAAGUUGGACGAGGCUGCCGCGACGGCUGCCAGAGUGGCAUUGCCUUCCGAGACUAUGGACGAUCCAGGAUACACUCCGGAAGUGGAGCAUUUAAGUCCACUCUCGGCACAGCCAACGGCGGAGGAUGGAUGUGACUUGGAUGACGAUGAUGACGCCAUAGAGCUCACAACCCCGAGGCCGUUGAUGCCUGUUAUCCCUCCGUCCAGAGCCUAUAGUCCUUCGGAGCGCUCCGACAGCAGCAGCAUCAACAUCAGGAUAACGACGAAGAAGCCAAAGGACAGCGAGUUUUAUGAAUUUCCCACAAAUGUAGAUGAUUUCCCACAGAAUGAUGACAACUUUAGUGACUUUAUGAAUGACGAUGAUCGAAAAUUUAAGGAUAUUGGCAAUGAGGAUAUACAUGGCAAGGAUCUCUCUAUCAAAGGCGACAGUGACAGUGGCGAUAAGUACCACGACUUCAUAAUGAAUGGCGACAAGGACUUAGGCGAUGAAGGAUCAAGAUUUUCCAACAAGGACGAUAGCGAUGACGACCGGGAUUUGCAGGAGACUGGGACUGGAGCCUUUUCAAUGCACAGUAUCCCCUAAUAUGUCCCCUAAUUAGUAUAGCAUAGCUUCAAAAUUACUUCAAAAUUUAUAGUUCCAGUUUUAACAAAACCUGUAAGAUGACUAUCAUCUCAAAAUUUAUAGUAUCUAUAUAAUUUUUGGAAUUUCUUGGCCUAGCAUAGCUUCUCAAAACACGCCCCAAAAAGUGGGGCCUACCAUUCAGUUUAUUCAAAAUUUAUAGUUUUCUUAUUUAAAAUUUCCCGAAAGUAACGAAUAGCGAUGACGGCCGUGAUUUAUUUAGGAACAGGGCUCUAAUUUUGGCCAUCUAUAGUAUCCUCUAAUGUUAAAAUAGUACGGCACACCAUCUCUCGUUUAUUUUCUUCCAAAUUUAUGGUUUCGAAUCUUCAAAAAGCCAUUAGAUGACUUAAUCUUUUCAAAAUUCAAAGUCUAUAUUUUUGAUAAAACAUAGCUCACACUGAGACGCCUAAAAAUCCAGGCAUACCAUUUAGAUAAAUCAAAAUUUAAAGUCGUUAGGAAAAUUUCCCAACAAACUCUAACCUUUCCAAAGAAUAGGACCUCUCCCCUUUAAUUUCAUGAAAAUUUCAAGUCAACCUCAAUACAAGCGGAUCACUAGGAGGACCACGUUCAUCUCUACGAAGAUAGCCGCAAUUUUAAUAUUUUUGUAAUUUUAUUUAUUUCAAAUU
Drosophila ananassae is the source of this 4135-nucleotide messenger RNA. RefSeq lists its product as uncharacterized. NCBI's taxonomy places the organism in Eukaryota, Metazoa, Arthropoda, Insecta, Diptera, Drosophilidae. The transcript is spliced from 6 exons. The record is from RefSeq and is a predicted model, not a curated record. Bases 492 to 3473 code for a protein of 993 amino acids.